AUGGAUACUGUAUUGAAAUCACUUGUUCAGCUACUUCUGAUCACAGGAUGGAUUAACUAUUCACAGAGUCAAUUGAAUUAUUGUCUAAAAUCCGUCGGAUGUUAUGAUGAUGAAUGCUGUUUUAAUAUUAUACCUAAAACUGGUCCUGUAUGUGAUCCGAUCCCCGGUUGUGCAGCUUAUUUUCAACCAGAGUGUUGUAGAAAUGCAAGACCAGUGCAUACAGAUUAUGGCAUUAUGUAUGGUUAUGCAAUUUCACUGGAUAGUGAAUAUGGUUAUCAGGAGAAUGCAAGAAGUUAUCUUCAAAUUUGGAAGGGUAUUCCGUAUGCACGUCCACCGACAAGGGAGAAUAAUUUAAGAUUUCGUCGGCCUGUACAACCAGCCCUGUCUACAGAGAAAUAUGAUGCAACACACUUUCGUUCAGCUUGUUCUCAGCCAAGUUUAAGUCCACGCAAUGAAGAAGCCUCAAAUAUCAGUGAAGAUUGUCUUUAUCUUAAUAUAUACAAUUUAAAAGUGUCAGACACUUCAACUACAACUAAUUUUAUCAAUGGCAAUCAAAAGAGAUAUCCAAUAAUUGUAUUUUUCGAUGGUGUAGAUCAUUUAACCGGAUCAGCAAAUCGUUAUCCUGGACAUGCUUUAGCUCAAUUAGGAUUAGUCGUUGUUACAGUCAAUUACCGUCUAGGUCCAUUUGGUUAUCUUUCCAAUAAAGUUCAAAGCCAAGAAGGUGAAUACAAGGAUGACAAUGAUGAGAUAUUAUUGGGAAAUUAUGGAUUAUGGGAUCAAGUUAGAGCUUUAGAAUUUAUAAGGGAACAUGCAGAGAAAUUCCUCGGUGAUCCUAACCAAAUUACUGUGGUGGGUCAUGGUUCAGCUGCAGCUGAUAUUGCACUUCAUCUUCUGUCAGAGAAAUCAGGUCGGAGAGGUCCACCAUUGUUUCAUCGUGCUAUUUUGAUGUCUGGAUCAGAUCAGAUGGAGGGAGGUUUUGUACAAAAUAUAGAUGAAUCAGAAGAGUAUGCUAAACAGUUUGCCUAUCAGGUUGGAUGUGAUACUUCAUCAAGACGUUCAAUGAUUAAUUGUUUACGAUCUCGUACUGCCGUGGAACUUUCAAAUUCUGCUAGUCAAACAAGAGUUCAUAGACCAAAUUGGCUAACAAAACCAUGGGCACCAAAUUUAGACUAUGAUUUUAUUCAAGAUAUGCCAAGUUAUCUAUGGAAAAAUGGUCAUUAUGCUCAUAUACCGGUCAUUGCAGGUUUAGUGGUGGAUGAUGGAGUUUUUCAUGCACUAGCUUCAAUUUAUCAGAUAGGCAGUCCUUCAGACUGGAAUUUUAUCAGUCAAACAAAUCGACUGGAUACAGAUUCAAAUUUACCCAAUCCAAAUGUUGAGUUUUCUGGUAUGUCAGUUGAUCUCAUGCGUGCUGGUUUUAUGGAAAUGGUGAAACGUGAUUUUUCACUGGAUCCGGUUGGCAUGACUGAUGCACUUUGCUUUUAUUAUACCUAUUGGCCUGAUAAAGAUAAUUCAAUGAUACGAUGGGAAAUGUAUCAUUCAGCUUGGACAGAUCGAUUUAUCGGUUCAGGUGUGAUUGAAACGCUCAGGUAUCAUUCACAUCCAAAGUUUGCAGAGAAAAAGUUUGAUCCAGUAAACAAUCAGUAUCUUCCAGUAAAUCGUACUCAGAUGUAUGUAUUUGGUUACAGAUCGGACAGUGAUGUAUGGGCGAGAAUAAUUGGUGCCUAUCCUGGCUCAGAACUACAAUACAUGUUUGGAUUACCUUUAUUAGUAUUAUAUAAAUCUCAAGAAAGUGUGAAAGAAGAAUGGCCAACUGAUCUGGGCCUUAAACCUCCCCGAUAUGCGUACAAUGAAGUGGAUGUGAAAAUGGCCGGUUAUAUGCUUUCAUUUAUAUCAAAUUUUGCUAAAAGUUCCAAUGCUACACCCCAAUCAAUUCGUAAUCUCACAUGGGAUACAUUCCGAAUAGAGAAUGCCACAUAUUUAUGGUUAAAUUUAACUCUGAAUAAUACCUUGUCAGAAAGUCAUCGUCCAGAUUUAGAAAUUCAAGGGAUUGGAGCUGGUUUUGAUUUAAGACAAAACUAUAAAUUUAAUAGUUAUGCUUACUGGCGUCAUUUUUAUCCUAAACAACUUUUAUGGUUACCAAGAUUUUCAUUGCCAACACCUUUACCGAUUGAUUUGGAAGACUAUCGUUUAGCUUCAUUCUUUCUUGCUGACGUAAUGUGA
Messenger RNA from Trichobilharzia regenti, 2220 nucleotides. Lineage: Eukaryota; Metazoa; Platyhelminthes; Trematoda; Strigeidida; Schistosomatidae. The record is from the annotation of a GenBank genome assembly.